AUGGGAUCACUCCGGAAGCUCUCUCUCUACUCCAAUUUUUACUGGGGGUUUUAUCCCAAACUCAGUCUCGAAAGUAUUCAUUGCCCAAAUUUACAGUCGCUCACCUUGGGAAACUUUUGUUUUUUCGAAGACCAGCAGGUCGACUGGAUUCUGUCCCACUCAUCAACCCUUGAAGAACUUCAUCUUGACGAUUGUCCGAUUUUGUUCCGAGCGAGAAUACUGAAUGACGAAGACCAGCUUGCCAAGUGUCCGAUACCGAGAUCCAGAAUGAAGUUAUACUCUGAUGAAAGGUGGAGCGAUGCCUGGCACUACCAUUAUCCACGCCAGUGGAAUGGCCAUUUUGCCUCCUUUGAGACAGGUCUUCCACAUCUCCGUCGGUUUGCAAUUGGUCACAAUGGAGCAUGGGAUUCAGAUUCGGGGUAUGGGGUGCCAUUUGAGAAAGAACUGGACCUGGUGCCGGCAUUGAUGCAUGACCGGUACAUGGCAUUUGAUGGUGGUCUCGGACCCUCCCAGUUUCUUUCACCAAGGUGGAACGAUGGAGCGCAGGAGUGGCCACAGUGUGAUGACACAGACCGUGAGGCUUUGAAGGCAUUGUAUUGGAAGAUCAAGCAGCAGGUAGACUAUGGAGAGUUUACUGUAGGAGAUCACGAGGUGGUCGAUUUGGUAGAACCUCAUCCCUGA
Penicillium digitatum Pd1 is the source of this 681-nucleotide messenger RNA. RefSeq names its product Aromatic-ring-hydroxylating dioxygenase, alpha subunit. NCBI's taxonomy places the organism in Eukaryota, Fungi, Ascomycota, Eurotiomycetes, Eurotiales, Aspergillaceae. The record is from RefSeq and is a predicted model, not a curated record.